Messenger RNA from Carcharodon carcharias (great white shark), 2135 nucleotides. Its product is annotated as sodium- and chloride-dependent GABA transporter 1. Lineage: Eukaryota; Metazoa; Chordata; Chondrichthyes; Lamniformes; Lamnidae. Gene Ontology annotation, cellular component: membrane. Gene Ontology annotation, biological process: sodium ion transmembrane transport. The transcript is spliced from 13 exons. The coding region runs from base 1 to 1845 and encodes 614 amino acids. The record is from RefSeq and is a predicted model, not a curated record.
AUGAAGAAUAUUGAAAUAUCCAACCCCAUGGAAAAUAUAAACUCCUUGAAGACAAGAAAAGAUAUUUUCGAAUGUGACGUCACUGCGCAGAAUGUUGAAAAUGUUAAUAAGAAUGAAAAUGCCCAGACUAGAGUGACUUGGACUCGAAAUAUUGAGUUCACAUUGGCUGGAAUCGGCUACUCAGUGGGAUUGGGAAAUGUCUGGAGAUUCCCCUUCCUGUGCUUUCGGAGUGGAGGAGGGGCAUUUUUGAUUCCCUUCUUCAUUAUGUUUGUGCUGCUCGGAAUCCCACUUCUCUACUUGGAAAUAUCCGUUGGACAGUAUUUAAGAGCUGGACCAGUUCAAAGCUUAGCCAAAAUCUGUCCUCUACUCAAAGGUGUUGGUAUAGCAACAGUGGCCAUUUCCUUCAUUCUAUGCAUAUAUUACAACCUUAUCAUCUGCUGGGCCAUUUAUUAUCUCAUCAACUCCUUUCAGAGCCCACUGCCUUGGCACAGCUGCAACAACACCUGGAAUAUUCCAGAAACCUGCACAGAUAGUAUUACCAACAACAAUACCACUGUUUCAGCGAGUCAGCAAUUCUUUGAUUACAAUGUUCUUCAGAAGACAAAUGGUCUGGAUAACCUUGGGAAUAUGCGCUGGGAACUUUUUGGUCUCCUCACCCUUGCCUGGGUGAUUGUUUAUUUCUGUAUAUUUAAAGGGGUAACGUGGACUGGAAAGGUUGUGUACUUCACUGCACUCUUCCCUUAUGUUGUGCUGUUUGCCAUCCUCAUUAACAAUGUGCAACUCCCAGGAGCCAUAGAUGGAAUUAAUUACUUUGCCAAUCCAAAGUGGGAGAAAUUAAAGGAAGUCCAGGUGUGGGUAUAUGCUGCUGUCCAGGUCUUCAAUUCCAUUGGCAUUGGCUUUGGUUCAUUGAUUUCCAUGUCGAGUUACAACAAGUUCGACAACAAUAUUCUUAAAGAUACAUUGGCCAUCUCAUUGACUAAUGCAGCCACAAGUAUCUUUUCUGGGUUUGUUAUUUUCUCUGCAUUUGGAUACAUGUCCCAUAUGAUUAAUGUCCCUAUUGAUGAUAUUGCUGUAGAUGGACCAGGAUUGGUGUUUGUGGUUUACCCAGAAGCCUUUAUUACGAUGCCAGUUUCUCCUCUGUGGGCAGUGCUGUUUUUUGUUAUGCUGCUGUUUUUGGGGCUUGAUAGUGAGUUUGCUAUGGUCGAUGUGAUGGUGACAAGUCUAUUGGAUGCCCACCGGGAUUGGCUACUGAAAUGUUUGAAAAGGAAAGAGUUUGUGGUAUUGGGUGUCUGUGUCGUAGGCUUUCUGUUCGGAAUUCCAAAUGUCACACAGGGUGGGAUUUACGUUUUCCAGCUCCUAGACCACUAUACUGCUCAAGUAUCCAUUGUUUUCCUGGCUUUCUUUGAGGUUGUUGCUAUUUGCUGCAUUUACGGUGUCCCUCGGUUGUCACAGAACAUUGAGGAGAUGCUGGGAAAAAAGCCGAAUAUUUACUUUCGUUUCUGCUGGUUGCUGUCUCCUGUCCUGAUACUCAUUAUUAUAGUGUUUGUCAUCAUUGACUUUGAGCCCGUACAUUACGGCAAUUACAAAUACCCAGAGUGGGCACAGGGUCUUGGUUGGGCCAUUGCUCUCACUUCGCUCAUCUGGAUUCCUGUUGGAGUGAUCCACACGUUACUCACGUUGGAAGGUUCAUUCUGUGAGAGGUUCAUUAAAUCAAUCACUCCUUUUGGCCUAGAGUGUGAUACCAGACAGAUAGGAACUGCUAGGCCUGAAGCUUCACCAGAUGUCCCAAUGGUUGGCAGGUCACCAGCACCAGAAGUUGGAAUACUGAAGAACACUUCCAUUUAACGCUGAAGUAACUCAGAAAACACUAAAGCUUUGAUUAGCAAUCAUGAAACUUGAUUUGAGAUUCUUUAUUCUGACUAUUUUAGAAAGUUCUGCUUUGUUCAUAUUCUUCUCUAAUUCACAUAUUUUCUCCAUUUUGCAACAUACAUAUAUGAACUGUGUUUUGCUUCAACUUCCUCUCGUGUUCUACUCUUCCCUAUGGAGAAGCUACUGACCUCCUCUCAGUACAUCAUUGAUUGGGUUUAUGGUUGUGCAAUGAGACCUAUCCCAAUGCACUGCAUUGCGUAACCUAU